Molecule: messenger RNA, 2205 nt
Organism: Alnus glutinosa
Lineage: Eukaryota; Viridiplantae; Streptophyta; Magnoliopsida; Fagales; Betulaceae
Product: AP2-like ethylene-responsive transcription factor PLT2
Exons: 10
Coding region: 256-1881 (541 amino acids)
Biological process (GO): phospholipid transport; regulation of DNA-templated transcription
Cellular component (GO): mitochondrial intermembrane space
Molecular function (GO): phosphatidic acid transfer activity; DNA-binding transcription factor activity; DNA binding
Source: RefSeq, a predicted model, not a curated record
UAGUGAAGAGAGUUAGACCGCCCAAAAGAGACCUUUGCAAAAGGGGUUAGAAAGGAGCAGCUAACCCAUUUGGGCAAUUUAAGUACUAUGUACCUUACUCAAGGUUUUCUCUUUUCAGCCUCCUCUUCUCCUCCUUUCUCUUAAGCAUAGAGUUGAGAGAGAGUGAGAGAGAGAGGGUCUUGAGCACUGCUGCAAACCCUAGUCUUGGAGAUUCUUGAUUUGCUGAAUUAAGAACAAACAUAGUGAUCAAAGAAUAUGGGAUCCAUGAAUUCAAACAACUGGCUUUCCUUUCCUCUUUCGCCCACUCACUCUUCCUUACCUCCACAUCUCCAAACAACUCAGUCUCAUCAAUUUUCUCUAGGGUUAGUGAAUGAUCAUAAUAUGGUCAACCCAUUCCAUAGCCAAGAGUGGAAUCUGAUCAAUACCCACGGCAGCAGUGAAGUUCCGAAGGUGGCUGAUUUUCUAGGCGUGAGCAAAUCUGAGAAUCAGUCAGAUCUUGUUGCCCUCAAUGAAAUUCAGGCAAAUGAUUCUGAUUAUCUAUUCCAAAACAACAGUCUAGUGCCAGUGGAAAACACUCUGGUAGCCACCUCUAAUAAUUAUGAAUUUCAAGAGAAUGCGAAUAAUUUGCAGUCGUUGACAUUGUCUAUGGGGAGUGGUAAAGGGUCGAGUACUUGUGAAACAAGUGGCGAUAAUAGUGCAAAUACUGUUGAAGCAGCCCCUAGAAGAACUUUGGAUACAUUUGGGCAAAGAACUUCAAUAUAUCGUGGUGUAACAAGGCAUAGAUGGACGGGAAGGUAUGAAGCUCAUCUUUGGGAUAAUAGUUGUAGAAGGGAAGGGCAAUCAAGGAAAGGUCGCCAAGUUUAUUUGGGAGGGUAUGACAAAGAAGAGAAAGCAGCUAGGGCCUAUGAUCUUGCUGCACUGAAGUACUGGGGAACAUCCACCACUACCAAUUUUCCAAUCAGUAACUAUGAGAAGGAAUUGGAGGACAUGAAGCACAUGACAAGACAGGAAUUUGUGGCCUCGAUUCGAAGAAAGAGUAGUGGCUUCUCUAGGGGCGCAUCCAUGUAUCGCGGUGUUACAAGGCAUCACCAACAUGGAAGAUGGCAAGCGAGGAUUGGCAGAGUUGCAGGAAACAAAGAUCUUUAUCUAGGAACUUUCAGUACCGAGGAGGAAGCGGCAGAAGCAUAUGACAUUGCGGCAAUAAAGUUUAGAGGGUUAAAUGCAGUCACAAACUUUGACAUGAAUCGUUACGACGUGAAGAGCAUUCUCGAAAGCAACACUCUCCCCAUUGGCGGAGGAGCUGCCAAAAGGUUAAAGGAGGCUCAAGCCAUCGAGUCUUCAAGAAAACGGGAAGAAAUGAUCGCCCUUGGCUCGGCCGGCUUUCAAUACGGCAGUUCAAGCGGCGGCUCUAGCAGAUUACAAGCAUUCCCUCUAAUGCAGCAACAACAGCCGUUUGAUCCUCAACCACAACAACCUUUACUUACCCUACAAAACCCAGAGAUUUCUCACCAGUACACGCAAGACCCUUCAUACCAAAGUUACAUCCAAACACAGCUCCAUUUACACCAGCAAUCUGCGAGUUCUAAUUAUCUUCACCAGAACUCCCAGUUUUACAACGGUUACCUUCAGAACCAUCCAGCUUUGCUUCAGGGUUUGAUGAACAUGGGUCCUUCGUCAUCUGUGAUGGAGAAUAGUGGAGGAUAUCUGGGGAAUGGGCUCUCCAUGGCUCCUAAUUCAACACCGGGAAAUGCAGUGGGAUCGGCCGAUGAACUUGCACUCGUGAAGGUUGACUACGAUAUGCCUUCCGCGAGUUAUGGGGGAUGGUCGGGGGACUCUGCUCAGGGAUCGAAUCCUAAUGUUUUCUCAAUGUGGAAUGACUGAGAUGUUUGGAAGAAAGAUGGUAGGGAACAAUUUGCUGCAUGUGCUUCUUUGUUUUUUCUUUUUUUUUUUUCUUUUUUUCGUUUUGAAUGUUUUAAGUGAUAGGAGUUGAGUUUCACUGCAGCAAACCCCAAGGAGCAAGGCUUUGAGUUUUAUUUUGUUCAAGCAAUUCGCUCGAUCAUUGUUGUUGAGGGUUUUUGCUAUUGACUUUACUGAAAAACUGACUCUAAUCACCUGGGCCAAAUCCGAUCCAGAGGGUCCUCUUUUUCUACCAUGUCAUGACUUUAUGAUGAUGAUGAGUUGAAGUAUGAUGACCCAAAUUUUGUA